AUCUGAAUGACUAAUAAUAAUAAUUAAGCAGAACAAAUCACUACUAGUUGAUCGGGACACAAUCCGUCUGGCGCCCACAAUUUAACACAAUCCGUCUCUCUCUCUCUCACUCUCCAAUCUCAGAAAACUCCUAACCCUAAACUCUUUGGCUUUGUUUGUGAUUUCAAUUCUUUGGGUUUGUUUCUGAUUUCAUUUGUUUGGUUUUCUUUCACUAUAUUUGACGAAAAGAGGGAUUAGAGCUGGUGUUGUUUCUGAUCUUUGGUUUUGUAUUUGGUUAAGCUUUACAUCUGGGUUUUCAUUUGUUAGCUUAUCAAGCCAGAACAAACAUGGAGAUGGAGGUCAUGGACAGCAAGUUUCUUAAUGUAGGGCUUCUCAUUGUGGCAACUCUUAUAGCUGCCAAAUUAAUAUCUGUCCUCAUAAUGCCAAGAUCACGAAAACGCCUUCCUCCGGUGAUAAAAGCCUUUCCUCCUGUAAUUGGUGGCCUCCUUCGUUUCCUAAAGGGACCCAUUGCUAUGUUGAAGCAGGAGUACCCAAAGCUUGGAAGUGUAUUUACCUUGAAUCUUGUCCAUAAGAAUAUCACCUUCUUAAUUGGCCCUGAGGUGUCUGCUUACUUUUUUAAGGCUUCUGAGACUGAUCUUAGUCAGCAGGAGGUUUAUGGCUUUAAUGUCCCAACGUUUGGACCUGGUGUGGUCUUUGAUGUAGACUAUUCCAUUCGCCAGGAGCAAUUUCGCUUCUUCACUGAGGCUCUUCGAGCCAAUAAGCUUAAGGGUUAUGUUGAUCAGAUGGUUACGGAAGCUCAGGACUACUUUUCCAAGUGGGGAGAUUCUGGGGAGGUUGAUUUGAAAUACGAGCUGGAGCAUCUUAUUAUUCUGACUGCUAGUAGAUGUCUCUUGGGUCGUGAAGUUCGUGACAAACUCUUUGAUGAUGUAUCUGCCCUAUUUCAUGAUCUUGAUAAUGGGAUGCAACCUAUUAGUGUUAUGUUUCCAUACCUGCCUAUACCUGCUCAUCGUCGUCGUGAUAGAGCCCGUAAGAAACUUGCAGAGAUCUUCUCAAGCAUUAUAUGCUCUCGAAAAUCGUCUGGUAAAUGUGAAAAUGACAUGUUGCAGUGCUUCAUUGACUCAAAGUACAAAGACGGUCGGGGUACGACUGAAGGAGAGGUGACAGGUCUUCUUAUUGCUGCACUAUUUGCUGGUCAACAUACCAGUUCCAUUACAUCUACAUGGACUGGAGCUUACCUUCUUCAAUACAAGAAAUUCCUUUCUGCUGUCGUUGAAGAGCAGAAAACUAUAAUGAAGAAGCACGGGGAGUAUGUAGAUCAUGAUGUUUUAUCCGAGAUGGAAGUCUUGCAUCGAUGCAUCAAAGAAGCGCUUAGACUUCAUCCUCCAUUGAUUAUGUUACUCCGCCAGUCGCACAGUGAUUUCAGUGUGACUACACAAGACGGUAAAGAAUAUGACAUUCCAAAGGGUCAUAUUGUUGCCACCUCGCCAGCAGUUGCAAACCGUCUCUCACAUAUAUACCAAGAUCCAGACAGCUACGACCCUGAUCGUUUUGGCCCUGGGAGGGACGAGGACAAGUUAGCAGGACAGUUCUCGUACAUUUCUUUUGGAGGCGGUAGGCAUGGAUGCCUUGGAGAGCCUUUUGCUUAUUUGCAAAUAAAGGCUAUAUGGAGCCAUCUUCUGAGGAACUUUGAGUUUGAACUAAUUUCUCCAUUCCCAGAGAUCGACUGGAACGCUAUGGUGGUGGGCGUAAAGGGGAAGGUGAUGGUGAGAUACAAGAGAAAAAAGCUUCUUGUUGACUGAUUUGAUGAUGGGUUAUAGCCUAAGUAAAAGAUUAGGUUUGCUGGAUGUCAGUUUGGCUAAGAAGUAAGAACUCUUUCUUUUUCAAAGAUUCAUCUGAUCUAUUUUAUGCCUUUAAAGCCCUUUUCCAUAAAAUAGUUGGAUUUGGUUGUAUUUCUUAUGUUUAUUUAGGUUCUGUGAAUUUCCAGAAAUAUCUUGUUAUUUCGUGAAUUUUGAAAUUCACCAGUCACUGCUCUAUUUUGGUUGA
Messenger RNA from Amaranthus tricolor (Joseph's coat), 2043 nucleotides. RefSeq names its product sterol 14-demethylase-like. Gene Ontology annotation, molecular function: iron ion binding; monooxygenase activity; oxidoreductase activity, acting on paired donors, with incorporation or reduction of molecular oxygen. NCBI's taxonomy places the organism in Eukaryota, Viridiplantae, Streptophyta, Magnoliopsida, Caryophyllales, Amaranthaceae. The record is from RefSeq and is a predicted model, not a curated record. Bases 327 to 1799 code for a protein of 490 amino acids. The transcript is spliced from 3 exons.